Messenger RNA from Spinacia oleracea (spinach), 1712 nucleotides. RefSeq names its product UDP-glycosyltransferase 76B1. Gene Ontology annotation, molecular function: quercetin 7-O-glucosyltransferase activity; quercetin 3-O-glucosyltransferase activity. Bases 124 to 1569 code for a protein of 481 amino acids. Lineage: Eukaryota; Viridiplantae; Streptophyta; Magnoliopsida; Caryophyllales; Amaranthaceae. The record is from RefSeq and is a predicted model, not a curated record. The transcript has 2 exons.
AUGAACCAAGACAACCUUUGCACCAUUAAAAAACAAAAACCCAAACAACCAACAAAAGUUGUUUGGAGUUUAGAAACCAGUCACUGUCAAAUAAAAGUCUUAUUGUUGCUAAAAUGAUCUGAAAUGGGUAAACUAGCAAUAGCAACAGCAACAGCAACAGCAACAGCUUCAAUGGAGAAACAAGUAAUCAAGCUGGGUUGCAGAGUGCUAUUGUUUCCUUAUCCAUAUGUUGGGCACACAACACCGAUGUUCAAUUUAGGAAACGCCCUUUACUCAAAGGGGUUUUCCAUCACCGUUAUCCAAACUCGUCUCAAUUCAUCAGAUCAAACUACAUUUCCCAACUUCACUUUCCACUAUAUUGAAGAAGCACUGUGGAGUCAAGAAGCUCUCGCUUCCGUACCGGAUCCUUGGGAGGCUGUAACUUUACUAAAUAAGAGUUUUCCGUUGCCUUUUCGGGAUUCCUUGUCCCAGAUUUUGGAGGACGCUUCCAAGGACAUUGAGCCAGUUGCCUGUUUGAUAUCAGAUCCACUGUGGGAUUUUGCAGGAACAAUUGCUGAUGAAUUGAACCUCCCAAGGCUUGCACUAAGAACUGGUGGCCUGUUGGCUUUUGUUCUGUAUGAUUCAGUGCCACUUUUACGGCAAAAGGGCUACUACCCCAUCCAAGAGAGUGAACAAGAAGAAGCAGUAUCGGAGAUUCCACCACUGAAAGUGAAAGACCUUCCACCAGAGGCCAUUCAUGAUACACUUGCUGUCGUGGUUAAAGAAGCCAAGACUUAUCGUCUUGGAUACAUUUGUAAUACAUUCAAGGAACUUGAAGGGUCUUUUUUAGAUCUAUUUGGUAGAAGUCUUCCUGGUACUCCUAUAUUUCCAAUAGGCCCACUGCACAAGUACCCUUCAACUUAUAUGGGCGAAAAACUUGAUGAAGAACACAGCUCCAUCACCUGGCUAAACACCCAAGCACCAAAUUCUGUACUGUAUGUGAGCUUUGGGACAAUUGCAGCUAUAAGCAAGGAACAGUUUUUAGAGGUAGCUUGGGGUCUUGCCAAAAGCCAACAGCCCUUCUUAUGGGUGGUUCGACCUAAGAUGAUUAAUGGCUUGGUUAAGGAUGAUAAUGAUAUAUUCCCCAACGGUUUCCUGGAGACCGUGAGUGGGAGAGGCUAUACUGUAACAUGGGCACCACAACUAGAGGUUUUGGCACAUCCAAGUGUUGGAGGAUUCUGGACACACUGUGGCUGGAACUCAACAAUUGAAAGCAUUUGCCAAGGGGUCCCCAUGAUCUGCCUUCCAUUUUUUGGGGAUCAGAAGAUGAAUGCCAGACAUGUAAGUGAUAUCUUGAGGAUCGGACUGCACUUGGAAAAGGGGAUUGAGAGACAGAAUAUAGAGCGCGCUAUCAGAAGACUGAUGUUGGGAAAAGAAGGUGAAGAGAUGAGAGAAAGGGUAGCAGCUUUGAAGGAGGAAGCACAAAGUUGUCUCAUGGAAGGAGGAUCAUCAUUUAAAGCACUAGAUCAGCUGACUAAUCAUAUUUUAUCCUUUUGUUCUGCUGAAAUUCCUAAAAAACAUAGGAGAUGAAAUUCAAGUAAAUCAUAUUUAUUUGAGUUACAAGAGACUCAAGGAGAUAAAACGGGGGCCUUUAGCUUUCCCCCCCCUUUUUUUUUUCGAAUCUAUAAUGUGUUCCAAAGUAUUAAACAUUCAAGGCUGUAGCUUGGACUCAA